AGCACGGAAGCCGUUCCAUGAAGCAUUUUAAUGGUAUAUGUUGUUAAACCCUGCUACCAGCGUAUCGCAGAUCACUAUCGCCUCAAUGACCGUGCCGCUGUCUGAUGGUGCGUCGAUCCGUCCAGGUUCAAUUCACUCACGAUGCCACACGGAUUACCAGAAAAUUAGUCCACCUCCAUUGCUGUCUAUCCUGACAACUGUCAAUGACCCCACCAUUCAGGCGGCUAGUUGGUCGCGAUCAACAGCCCGCAGACCACAUAGAGCUAUCCGUAAUGUGUCCUCUGGCAUUUCCCGUCUUUUGUCUCGGAGAUGAUCAUGUCUAUACGUUGUUCCCAACCAGCCUGAGCCAUGCCACAGCGACAUACAGUGUGUCCAGUCGACCGCCGGGUCUGUGGAUGUCUUGCUCUACGCUUAACGCGCCAGUGGUUGAGGGUGCGUCUACUGGUCGUAUAAAUGUGUUAUUAGGAUGCUGCCAGAGGAGUUCCAGCAUUCCCUGCUACAAUCGAAUCCGUCGAAUCACCGUUCUUCGAAUAAGCAUGUCCUCCAACGAGCAUGGACCGCGCCAGCAGCUCAAUAAUCAUCUCCAACGCAAUGGUCUCAUGAAUUCACUAGUCUGGGAGACGACCAAAACAGGUUCUGGACGUAAUAUUGCGUUCACUGCAAAGGCAUACAUAAACGGUGUAGAACAUGGAACUGGCACUAGCGCGAACAAGGGUGAGGCUAUGGACCGAGCGGCAACGCAGACGUUGCUUGUUCUGCGGGGUUAGUCCAGAUGCCUGUAACUUGGAUGCCCAGAACAGUCAGUGCACCUCGCAACAUAUACGAUGCACGUAACCUCAGAGAAGGUCUCAAUAUCGUUCCGUAACUGUGCAUGCCGUAUUCUAUCCAUACAUAAUUCGUUU
Molecule: messenger RNA, 902 nt
Organism: Laetiporus sulphureus 93-53
Lineage: Eukaryota; Fungi; Basidiomycota; Agaricomycetes; Polyporales; Laetiporaceae
Exons: 4
Coding region: 204-767 (187 amino acids)
Source: RefSeq, a predicted model, not a curated record